AUAGUUUCAGAAUGACAUCACCUGCGAGCUUCGGCUUCCCAGGGCCAGGGGAAGCACACUCGAAGCGCACACAACACAGCUUUCCGCGAGGGAACCGGGCAAGGACCUCGACGUUUCUUUCCUACUGGAUCAGCAAUGCUACGAGGCGCUCUUGCAUACCAGCACCUUUUCGUCCCUAAUUUUCGACGCUAGAGUAACAAGUGGUGGCACUGGUCCCGGAAGCUAUCGCUUUUGCGACGAGAGAGGGACAUCAUAGCUCAUCACCCCGCGAUUUUCGUCAAGCUGUCAGCUGGACCGGGUCCUCCUUUUUAACGUUUGUUUUCCCUCCCUCUUUCCCUCCGCCAAUUCUUCUUGCAAUCACUGGCCGUCUCUUUCUGUGUGCUAUCAUCCGUACGUCAAAGAGAGAGGGAGAGAGAGAGAUACCACUGCCGAUAAUAUCACUCAGGCAUUUCCUUGGCUCUAUUGAUAUCAAUAUACCAGCUUGUCGACAGCUCGACAUUAUCAACUACAGCUCCUCUUCUAAACGAUACAUCGUAAUCGUAGCGGACACGACGCAAAUAUGGAUCAUCCAGUAAAGGAAAUCAGGACUGUCAUCCGGGACCUGGUUCAGGGCUCCCCGGAGAAGCAACAAAAUGCCCUCUAUUCCAAUUUUGCCGAGGACGCCACCUUCACCCACCCCUUCUGCCACGUCCCUUCUUUCGGCAACGUUCAGAUCCCCUUCCUCUUCCCCAUCAACUCGCGCUGGCUGAUCCUCAUGAUCUACCGCUGGUAUCGCGUUCUCAGUCCCAACAUUGAGAUGGAAAUCGAGUCUUGUGUCCAAGACCAAAAGACCAACCUACUCUACGUCAAGAUGCGCCAGGACUUCCGCCUCUGGUUCGUGCCCUUCUACAACGCGCCCGUUGACUUCGUCGUCGUCCUCCGCCUAGAGACUCGCACCGUCGACGCCAACGGUAACCCGAUGCCCCGCGGCUACGGCGACUCCAACACGGUCGGCAGCCGCCAGCGCCAGUUCAUCGUCAGUCAGGAGGACCACUAUCAGAUCGGCGAGUGGCUCAAGUUUCUCGUCCCCUUCUUCGGUUACUGGGCUUGGCACGUCUGGACCCUCUUCGCGACGGUUCUGUGCGUGGUUGGCGCUUUCUUCGGGUAUCCUCUCACCCUCCUAUAUCAGCAGUUUGCUGGAAUCAGCAGCACCAACGGCAAUGGCAGCCUUCAGGAGAACAAGAGAGACUAGCAGUGCCGCGGUCGACUAUCAAGGGGGAUGGGAUGGUGCUGAUGAACGUUGAUGUUUCUGCAAAUUCAUGUUGUGCGUGUAAGAUGGUUGAGUGAAGGUUAUGCUUAGGUACCUAAUGUAUGGUUAAUCGAUU
Colletotrichum destructivum is the source of this 1364-nucleotide messenger RNA. RefSeq lists its product as uncharacterized. The record is from RefSeq and is a predicted model, not a curated record. Bases 560 to 1231 code for a protein of 223 amino acids. The transcript has 3 exons. Lineage: Eukaryota; Fungi; Ascomycota; Sordariomycetes; Glomerellales; Glomerellaceae.